AUGUCAUCGAAGCAGGUACAAAGAUGCCUGAUCGAUGUAUUGAGGUUGAAUGAGGAUGGAAACAAUGAUUGGUCAAAGGGCCAUUUGAAAAAGAUGCUUAGUGCUACUUCUACAUUAUAUAAUGCAUCUUUGGGAAAAGUUAUGUUGAAGCAAGAUGAAGAAACCGCUAGGUGCCAUAUUUGUGCAUUCAUUGCUGCUGAGCGUUUGAUGGAUAAAUAUGACGUGGAUCUGACCUGUAGUGUUGAUAAAGUUCCUAUGCAACCUAAAAAAUUUAAAGGUUUUAUCGAGCUAUUCAAACAGAAUAUUUUCCAAACUUCUCCGGUCAAACAAUUUAAUUGGACUCCAAGUCCUAAGAAGAGACCCAGAUCCCCAGUGAAAAGUUCAAAUAAGUUUACUUCGACAAACCCAGAAGAUUUAAGAAAAGUUCUGUUUAAUACACCAACCAAGAGGAAAAAUGGAGCAAGCCCAAUAAAGGAACAAGUUUUUGAGACUCCAAACAGUUCACCAGGAAAAAAUGCUAGUCCAAGAGUUAGAAGAAAACUAGCAUUCGAAGAAGAUGUGGAGAAUGAUGAAAUGAAUUUAUCACCUGUUAAAAACAGUCCAUCUCCUAAGAAAAUGAAAACUUUAUCCAAUUUAGCUAAAGUCUCCAAUGAUAAAGCUCAGGAUAAUGAUGACUAUCAAGAGAGUGAAUCAAAUUCUUCAUCUGAUGAAGAUCUAGAGCCCUUAGACGAAAGUGAGGAGGAUCUCAGCGAUUUAGAAGCAAAGUCUAGACGAAGAUCAUCAACUAAAGGUACAAGAAGUGAUCAACGAGGAAAAAAAUCAAGAAGUAGAAGUAAUGUAACAAAUUUGCUACGAAAAAGACAUUUUAAGAUUAAAAUCGAAGGAAUCAUCAAUUUGUGCAAUGAAUUUGAACUACCUGAAGAGGUUGCCUAUUCGGUUCUGGAUGAAUUUACUGCGUUAUCAUCAUAUUUGGUUUGUCCUUGGCAAUUAGCAUGUGGACUAGUAUUGAAUUGUGUCUUUGUUGUAUACAAUGAAAAAAGACGUAAAGAUCCAAGAUUAGAUCACUUAAUUUUAGAGAAAAUGUGCAUUUUAAUGAAAACAGUCAAAGUCAACGAGGUAAUGGAAUCAAUGACGAUAGUUAAAGAGUUAAUUGAAGGUGAAAAAUGGUUCCGUGAAUUACAAAUUAAAUAUGAUUAUUUUGAUGGUGCGAAUUAUGAAGAAUCGAUAUCUGCUAAAUUAGGUUCAAUGUUACAAUCAAACAAUAUUUUGGUCUCUGAUGAUCAAUAUAAUACUUGGUUGAAAAAAAUAAAACAGGAUUUAUCACUAAUCCAAAACAAUUGA
Molecule: messenger RNA, 1341 nt
Organism: Vanderwaltozyma polyspora DSM 70294
Lineage: Eukaryota; Fungi; Ascomycota; Saccharomycetes; Saccharomycetales; Saccharomycetaceae
Gene: ORC6
Product: origin recognition complex subunit 6
Exons: 1
Coding region: 1-1341 (446 amino acids)
Biological process (GO): DNA replication
Cellular component (GO): nuclear origin of replication recognition complex
Molecular function (GO): DNA binding
Source: RefSeq, a predicted model, not a curated record